GAAAGGUUUCAAGAAUGGUUCAAGAACCUGAUGUACAAUCACAAUUUCAAAACAGGUGACCUGGUCCUCAUAAGGAACAGCAGACAGGAUGGCCCCCUCCAUGAUAAGAUGCAGAGUCAAUAUAUGGGACCAUAUAUUGUUGUUAAGCAAAGAUCCAGAGGUGCUUACAUAGUGGCCGAACUCCUGUUUGGAAAUCAGCUCAAACAAGUCUGA
This is a messenger RNA of Dacryopinax primogenitus, 213 nucleotides long. RefSeq lists its product as uncharacterized. NCBI's taxonomy places the organism in Eukaryota, Fungi, Basidiomycota, Dacrymycetes, Dacrymycetales, Dacrymycetaceae. The annotation marks the transcript as partial. The transcript has a single exon. The record is from RefSeq and is a predicted model, not a curated record.